AUGGCUACUUCUGUUGAGGGACUCAAAGCUUCAGACCUUAAGGCGUUUGACCUGGCGGCUGCCGGACACGACGGUGUUCUUUCAGACGAAUCCGGUGCUCUGGUUAUCAAGCCAUGUACCGCCCAUGAAGUCUCUUUCUACGAGUCCGCUGGCACACACCCUGAGCUCGCCAAAUGGAUGCCCACCUUCUUCGGCACUCUCGAACUCUCCGACUCUGUCCCUGACGGCACUACCCCAUCCAGCAACCGUAGCAAGUCCAUCGUCCUCCAGAACACUACCCACGGCUUUAUUAAACCUUGCGUGCUCGAUCUCAAACUCGGUGCUCAGCUCUGGGACAAUGACGCUCCCCAGGAGAAGCGGGACCGUCUAGACGCCGUUAGCGCGAAAACAACCUCAAAGAGCCUAGGCAUGAGGGUUGCAGGCAUGAGGGUGUGGAAGAAGGCCACCGAGGGAUCUGAAGUCAAAGGAUACUACAAGGUUUAUGAUAAACACUACGGCAGGACCUACACGGCCGAGACCGUCAUCGAAGCUAUCCAGGAGUACUUUGAUAGCGACAUCUCAAAGUCCCAGAUGCAGCUUCUCGCGAAGAGAUUCAAGGAAAGGGUAGCGGAGAUCCAAGCUGUGUUGGAAGGUAUAGAGAGUAGGAUGUACUCUGCAUCGUUGCUCUUUGUGUAUGAAGGCGAUGGGGCGGCUUUGGAUGAGGCGUUGAAGGAAGAGGAGGAAAACGCGAAAAAACCACCAAAGACCCAGGAAGAGCUGGAUCAGGAAGAGGAGGAUGAAGUGGAAACCAAGGAAAAGAAGGUUGAGGUUUUGAAAUUGAUUGAUUUCGCUCAUGCGACCUGGACUCCUGGUGAAGGGCCCGACGACAACGCCCUGCAGGGAGUCCGGAGUGCCGUCAAGUUGUUGGCAGAACUUGCGGAGAAAUAA
Messenger RNA from Morchella sextelata, 927 nucleotides. RefSeq lists its product as uncharacterized. Gene Ontology annotation, biological process: inositol phosphate biosynthetic process; phosphatidylinositol phosphate biosynthetic process. Gene Ontology annotation, molecular function: inositol-1,4,5,6-tetrakisphosphate 3-kinase activity; inositol hexakisphosphate kinase activity. Gene Ontology annotation, cellular component: nucleus; cytoplasm. Bases 1 to 927 code for a protein of 308 amino acids. NCBI's taxonomy places the organism in Eukaryota, Fungi, Ascomycota, Pezizomycetes, Pezizales, Morchellaceae. The transcript has 2 exons. The record is from RefSeq and is a predicted model, not a curated record.